Molecule: messenger RNA, 1093 nt
Organism: Halichondria panicea
Lineage: Eukaryota; Metazoa; Porifera; Demospongiae; Suberitida; Halichondriidae
Exons: 9
Coding region: 73-870 (265 amino acids)
Source: RefSeq, a predicted model, not a curated record
ACAAUAAGGGGUGGGUCAACACAACACUGCAAAGUUUGCACAAUUUAAAACUGUAUAGCUGGUACUGUGUGAAUGAUGGCUGAGUAUCUGUGGGUAGCACUCAUUGUACUGUUCCUCUUUUCGAAUGUGGUAAACUCAGGCAUUGACGAGCAGUGUAUAGAAACAACACCGGCACCAGGUCGAGAUAGUUCUGGAUAUCUACAGGCUGUAAAUUUUACUAAAGCAAAUUGUCCCGUGUCAAGUAUUGACAAUGAAACACUAUGUUAUGAAAAAUGCUUGAUGCCAAGUAUCACCCUUCAACCCGAAAUGGAUGCUUAUGCAGAGUGUGUUGCACCACCAGAAAGUGAAAACCAAACAGAUUUUAACAGGGUAAAACUUUUUUACCACCCACCUAAUGGCGGUCCGUGUUCCAAAUUUCAAUCAACAACCAACGACAGAAGUUGGCAUCAUCUUGAUGAACAUAUUCACUUCCGUAGACAAGGUAGAGUAGUUGAAGUAUUUAUUGUGAAUGUUGCGGCGGAACAUCAUGAUCUGAUAAUUGUUUGCUUGCCAACGAAUACGAAUAGUAGUGUACUCGAAGGCUGUAUGAAUGGCUCCAGAUCUACUUUAUUUGUCGCUCCUGAACAAGAUUCUGAAAACACAGACUCCUCAAGCAACUCCGCAGAUAAUAGUGUGACAGACACAGAUUCCCCAAGUACCACCACAGACAAUAGUGUGACAAACACAGAUUCCCCAAGCACCACCACAGAUAAUAGUGUGACGAAUGCAGAUUCCCCAAGCACCACAACAGAUAAUAAUUCACCUGGAAUUGCCACUGUUGGGCCAGUAGUCCUCUUGAUAAUUGGAUUAUUGAGUAUUUUCUGCUAUUAAGUCCACCUUAGAGCCAGCUUAUAACUUAAUGAUUGAGCCACAAGAAACUAGAUGAUGUAGACUACGCUAUAGCUAUAUGAUUUGACAUGUAUAGAAUCAUUACACUAAACUUGAUUCAGUUAGAGUACGACAUAUGCCGUUUAUAGUGAGGCCUAUUGUAUUUAUGUAAGUGUUUCUGUUUCUGUGUGAGCUGUGUAUAUUCUAUAUUACUUGUUCAUGUUCA